AUGAAUUUCCUCUUCUUCUUCCCUGUAAUUUUUGUGGUGUUUCAUUCGAUUCACUGUGUAACAGAUCCUCCUCGAGCCAGAAUCAUUUCUCUUCCGGGCACCGUGGAAGGAGGGCAUAUCGAUGUGACCGGACAGUAUAACCCAGAAACGCCAAGAACAUCCGAAGAAGAAUGGUCGGGAUUCCCAACAUGGGAGCCAGAAGCAUCAGGAUUCCCAAGCACGGAUGGAGAGCAAGAAUGGUCCGGCUUCCCUACCAUAGAGCCCGAAGCUUCCGAAUUUUCAACCACUGAAAAGGAACCACCUAGGCCACCACUUCCAUUUGAAGAGAUUUAA
Messenger RNA from Caenorhabditis elegans, 333 nucleotides. RefSeq lists its product as uncharacterized. The coding region runs from base 1 to 333 and encodes 110 amino acids. The record is from RefSeq and is marked reviewed. NCBI's taxonomy places the organism in Eukaryota, Metazoa, Nematoda, Chromadorea, Rhabditida, Rhabditidae. The transcript has a single exon.